Messenger RNA from Vicia faba (fava bean), 666 nucleotides. NCBI's taxonomy places the organism in Eukaryota, Viridiplantae, Streptophyta, Magnoliopsida, Fabales, Fabaceae. The record is from the annotation of a GenBank genome assembly.
AUGAGAACAAGUUCAAUACAAAAGAUGUUAAUAUUACUGGUUUAUUAUGGUUUCUUGUUUCUGAAUUAUGUUAAUAGAAAUGUUGUCGCUAUUGAAUGCUUAGCUUCUGAUCAAGAAGCUCUUCUAGACUUCAAAAAUGGGCUUCAGUAUUCUCACAACCGCCUUUCUUCAUGGAGAAACACCAACUGUUGUCAAUGGCAAGGAAUACGCUGUGACAACGUCACAGGGAACAAUGAAAAUCUCAAAGCAAGCUGUUCUCAACUCUUGAUGAAAGGAUGGGAAAGGAUACAAGUACUUGAUUUAUCGAUUAAUAAAUUACACGGGAGACUUCCUUCAUCCAUUGGAAACUUGACCUAUCUUACUUACUUGGAUCUUCAUGAUAAUGCUAUUGAGGGUGGUAUUCCUAGUUCCAUUGAAGUUGCAAUUCUACCUGAGGAAGCAGGACCGAAGAGAGGGAGAGUACGAAGUCCGGUGAAUGGAGGAAGUAGGGGUUUGGAUUUGACUUUGGAAAUCCGGAGUUUUGGCGGAGAAGGAGGAGGAAAUGCGGUGAAGCGGACUAAUGAAGCUGAAGGAGAAGUAAUAGAAGGUAAGGCGGAGCGGAGAAAGGACGUGUUCCAGCGGCUGGUGGUAGGUAGCAGGGAGAUUGAGUGGCUAGCUGGAGAUUGA